This is a messenger RNA of Drosophila grimshawi, 4700 nucleotides long. It is a transcript of the gene slo, whose product is annotated as calcium-activated potassium channel slowpoke. Bases 352 to 4089 code for a protein of 1245 amino acids. Gene Ontology annotation, biological process: transmembrane transport; potassium ion transport. Gene Ontology annotation, molecular function: large conductance calcium-activated potassium channel activity. NCBI's taxonomy places the organism in Eukaryota, Metazoa, Arthropoda, Insecta, Diptera, Drosophilidae. Gene Ontology annotation, cellular component: postsynaptic membrane. The record is from RefSeq and is a predicted model, not a curated record. The transcript is spliced from 26 exons.
UUGCGAGAUCACUUUAAAAAUAAAAGAACGAUUUGUUUGUUGCUAUUUUUAAAGGCGUGCCAAGUUUUUGUGCCGUUCUGUUCCGUUCCGUUUCGUCUCAUCUCGUCUCGCUGUGGUUCGACGUGUCGGGUCGUGUCGGAUCUUUUGGCUCUUUGGUGGCGUCAUUGGCCACUUGGCCAUGCCCAAAGAUUGCCAGUGGUCUGCUAUAUGCACUUGAAAGCCCAGUGAAAAUCAGUCACAGACCCACUCUCAGCCACAACAUAAAGUCAUAAUUUCACAUCAAUUGUACAUAAAGUGUGUAUAUAUAUAAUAUAUAGAUAUAUAUAUAUAUAGCAAUGUAAGCAAACUGAAAUGGCAAACGGAUUGAUCGGCACAAAUAUCAGUGUACUGACAAAUGGGAUGUCGGGGUGUGAUCAAAGCACUGUCGAAUCAUUGGCCGAUGAUCCAACAGAUUCACCAUUCGAUGCCGAUGAUUGUCUCAAAGUUCGCAAAUAUUGGUGUUUCCUGCUAUCCAGCAUAUUCACAUUCCUUGCUGGCCUGCUCAUUGUGCUGCUAUGGCGUGCAUUUGCAUUCAUCUGCUGCCGCAAGGAGCCGGAUCUGGGACCCAACGAUCCCAAACAGAAGGAGCAGAAGGCGUCGCGCAACAAACAGGAGUUCGAGGGAACAUUUAUGACAGAAGCAAAAGACUGGGCUGGAGAGCUUAUCUCGGGUCAAACAACAACUGGUCGAAUUUUGGUCGUACUCGUAUUUAUACUCAGCAUUGCAUCUCUCAUUAUAUACUUUGUUGAUGCAUCUAGUGAAGAAGUUGAAAGAUGCCAAAAAUGGAGUAAUAACAUUACUCAACAGAUCGAUCUCGCAUUCAAUAUAUUUUUUAUGGUUUACUUUUUUAUACGAUUCAUAGCGGCGUCCGAUAAGCUUUGGUUUAUGUUAGAAAUGUACAGUUUUGUAGAUUAUUUUACAAUACCCCCGUCCUUCGUAUCAAUAUAUUUAGAUCGAACAUGGAUCGGUCUUCGAUUUCUUCGAGCGCUACGUCUCAUGACUGUUCCAGAUAUUUUACAAUAUUUAAACGUACUAAAAACAUCGAGCUCAAUACGUUUGGCUCAACUAGUAUCAAUUUUUAUAUCCGUGUGGUUAACAGCAGCGGGCAUUAUACAUCUGCUGGAGAACUCUGGCGAUCCGCUGGAUUUUAAUAAUGCUCAUCGUUUAUCCUAUUGGACCUGUGUCUAUUUCCUAAUUGUGACCAUGUCAACGGUAGGAUAUGGUGACGUUUACUGUGAGACUGUCUUAGGGAGAACAUUUCUCGUGUUCUUUCUGCUCGUCGGCUUGGCAAUGUUUGCCAGCAGUAUACCGGAAAUAAUUGAACUCGUUGGUAGUGGCAAUAAAUAUGGCGGUGAACUGAAAAGAGAACACGGAAAGAGACAUAUUGUGGUAUGCGGUCAUAUAACAUACGAAUCCGUGUCGCAUUUCCUGAAGGACUUUCUGCACGAAGAUCGUGAAGAUGUCGAUGUCGAAGUAGUCUUUUUACAUCGUAAACCACCCGAUUUGGAACUUGAGGGUUUGUUCAAACGUCAUUUUACCACCGUGGAGUUCUUCCAAGGAACCAUUAUGAAUCCGAUUGAUCUGCAAAGGGUUAAGGUACACGAAGCCGACGCCUGCCUGGUGCUAGCUAACAAAUAUUGCCAAGAUCCCGACGCAGAAGAUGCUGCCAACAUAAUGCGAGUUAUCUCGAUUAAGAACUACAGCGAUGACAUACGUGUCAUCAUACAGCUGAUGCAGUACCAUAAUAAGGCGUACUUGCUGAACAUACCAUCGUGGGACUGGAAACAGGGAGAUGAUGUCAUUUGCCUGGCCGAGUUGAAGUUGGGCUUUAUAGCGCAGAGCUGUUUGGCGCCCGGAUUUUCCACAAUGAUGGCCAAUUUGUUCGCUAUGCGUUCUUUUAAGACGUCACCAGACACACAGGCCUGGCAAAAUGAUUAUCUUCAAGGUACAGGGUGUGAGAUGUACACCGAAACUCUAUCACCUUCAUUUACCGGCAUGACAUUCCCACAAGCCAGCGAACUGUGCUUUUCCAAGCUGAAACUGCUGCUGCUUGCAAUUGAAAUCAAAGGAGCUGAGGAGGGUGUAGAUAGCAAAAUUUCCAUAAAUCCGCGUGGCGCUAAGAUACAGGCAAAUACGCAGGGUUUCUUCAUAGCACAAAGCGCCGAUGAGGUCAAGCGUGCGUGGUUCUAUUGCAAGGCUUGCCACGAGGACAUCAAGGAUGAGACGCUCAUCAAGAAGUGCAAAUGCAAAAACUUGACGGUUCAGCCGAGGAGCAAAUUUGAUGACUUAGAUGUGGGCAUGAUUAUGAUGCAGACGGGGAUGGUCAACCAAGGCAUCACGUCGGUGAUGAAUACAAUAGAGGAUGAACACCAUCCUGCACCCACAUUUACGCCACCAGAGCUACCCAAGCGGGUGCAUGUGCGUGGAUCUGUAUCGGGUGAUAUUACACGCGACAGAGAAGAUACAAAUCUACUCAAUCGGAAUGUGCGGCGACCGAAUGGUACUGGCAACGGUACAGGUGGCAUGCAUCACAUGAACAACACAGCCGCUGCGGCAGCGGCAGCUGCAGCUGCCGGCAAGCAGGUGAACAAGGUAAAGCCCACGGUUAACGUGAGCCGGCAGGUGGAGGGUCAGGUCAUAUCGCCAUCGCAGUACAACAGGCCACCAGAAAAUGAUGCUAACCCUUAUGCGGGCUAUCAACUUGCUUACGAAGUUAAAAAGCUCAUGCCAACGAGUCGCAGUUCCGGCACAGGCACACAAAAUCAAAAUGGCGGCGUUUCAUUGCCAGCCGGCAUAGCGGACGAUCAGUCAAAGGAUUUUGAUUUCGAGAAGACCGAAAUGAAAUAUGAUUCGACGGGCAUGUUUCACUGGAGUCCGGCGAAGAGCUUAGAAGACUGCAUAUUGGAUCGCAACCAGGCGGCGAUGACUGUAUUAAAUGGUCACGUGGUCGUUUGCCUGUUCGCCGAUCCGGAUUCACCACUAAUUGGGCUGCGUAAUCUGGUGAUGCCGUUGCGCGCAUCCAAUUUUCAUUACCACGAGCUCAAGCAUGUGGUAAUUGUGGGCUCCGUCGACUACAUACGACGCGAGUGGAAGAUGCUACAGAAUCUGCCCAAGAUAUCGGUGCUCAAUGGAUCACCGCUGAGUCGUGCCGAUCUGCGGGCGGUCAAUGUCAAUCUGUGUGAUAUGUGCUGCAUAUUGUCUGCAAAAGUUCCUAGCAACGAUGAUCCCACAUUGGCCGACAAGGAGGCCAUUCUCGCCUCGCUCAACAUCAAGGCCAUGACCUUUGACGACACGAUUGGCGUGCUGAGCCAACGCGGACCGGAGUUCGACAAUCUGAGCGCGACCGCUGGCAGCCCCAUUGUGUUGCAGCGUCGCGGCUCAGUGUAUGGGGCAAAUGUGCCCAUGAUAACAGAACUGGUCAAUGAUAGUAACGUGCAGUUUCUCGAUCAAGACGACGAUGACGAUCCAGAUACAGAACUGUAUCUAACACAGCCGUUCGCCUGCGGUACGGCGUUCGCUGUGAGUGUUUUAGACUCGCUGAUGUCAACGACAUACUUCAAUCAAAAUGCCUUAACACUGAUACGAUCGCUGAUAACAGGCGGCGCCACGCCCGAAUUGGAGCUGAUACUGGCAGAGGGUGCGGGAUUGCGGGGCGGUUACAGCACCGUCGACAGUCUGAGCAAUCGCGACAGAUGCCGCGUGGGGCAAAUUUCGUUAUACGAUGGGCCACUGGCGCAGUUUGGCGAAUGUGGCAAGUAUGGCGAUUUAUUUGUGGCCGCACUCAAGUCGUAUGGGAUGUUGUGCAUAGGACUAUAUCGGUUUAGGGAUACCAGUUCUAGCUGUGAUGCGAGCAGCAAACGUUAUGUAAUAACCAACCCACCCGAUGACUUCUCAUUACUGCCAACAGAUCAGGUAUUCGUUUUAAUGCAAUUUGAUCCGGGCUUGGAGUAUAAGCCGCCCGCAGUGCGUGCACCUGCCGGUGGACGCGGCACCAACACACAGGGCUCCGGGGUUGGUGGUGGCGGUUCCAACAAGGAUGAUAACUCUUGAUUGUUACUGUGUAGCGCCUUAACUGAUGGUCCUUAUUCGUACAUUUGAACGAUGGAGCAGUUAAUGGUGUACAGAGCAGCGCAUUUAUUGCACAGAUAUUGGCAUAAGAUCAGGAGACGUAUUCAAGCAUAGAGAUAAUCAUUAGAUAAAGAAGACAUUGCAUGCCACAUUUGUGGCAUGAACCAAAUCAAAAGAUAGGACAAUUGGCAUUAGUGAGUUUAAAAUUGAAAUGCGUGCCAAUAAAUGCGUUACUCUGUACUUUUAUGUUUGUGAAGAUAUCGUACAGAGUACUUCGUCUAUCCAGUCAAACAAUCAAGGGACAACCAUAUAAGCCACAAAAACGACCAACGUUGGGCCGGAAUUACGCGGCAAUGUCAGAUAUCUCCACAAACACAAAAACCACAUAUUUAUUGAAGAAAUAACAUCUUCUUUGAUAUCCAUCGUUCAAUUGUCAGCUGAUUGCUUCCCACACCAUUCCGUAUGCCUUUUAGAACCUUGAAAUUUACAUAUUAUAUCUAUAAUUUUGUAUCCAUAUCUAUCAAUCUAUCUAUCCAAUAUUCUAUUACCAUUACUUGUAUAAUUACUGUUAAUUUUUCUGUUUUAUUUGAUAU